AUGGAUGAUAUCGAACUCGAAGAUGAUUCUGCCGCUAUGGCAGCCAUGAUGGGCUUCUCUGGUUUCGGAAAUCAAGACUCUCGUUCUAAGAAACGUAAAUUCAAUGCUGCGACAGAUGCAUUUGUCGAAGGCGCAGAGUUAGAAAAGAUUGAUCGGGGAGGGAAGAAGGGACAGGGAAGUGGUGGGAAUCAAAUUCCGUUGGGAAAGAUGAGAGUUAUGGGAGAGAAAGUCGAGGAGAAGAGGAAUGAUGAAGAGAUUGAUUUGGGGGAUGAUGAAGAUGCAGAGGAUGAGGGACCAAGAUAUUUGGAUACUAGUGCGCCGCCUCCGAUAUUUGAUGGGAUCGAGGGAGGGGAAAUUGCCUUAGGUCAGGAUGGUAUAUCAGAUGAUCCGGUGGCAGUGGAGGAAAAGCGCAAAGCACAGGAGCAGAUUGAUGCAAUUCUAGCUGCUGCACCUGAAUCUGCCGAGAAGAAUGCGUCGCAACCAGUUUCGGGACACCCACAUGGGCUUCCGGAAAGACCAGUGCAUAGUGAUAUUGGAUUUACAGGAAACAGUGGGAAUAGGAGGGGAGGAAAGGGUGGAGGGAGUGAUGCAGGAAGCAUGGCAAGUUCAAGGCCGAGUGGACGGGGUGCAUUUAACAAGACAUGGUAUGAGGGAUACUACGAUCGAAGUUUCAACGAGAAUCCAUGGGCAAAAUUGGAGGAAAGGAUGGGACUGGAGGCUAAGGGUACUUGGGUAUGA
This is a messenger RNA of Botrytis fragariae, 738 nucleotides long. RefSeq lists its product as uncharacterized. The transcript has a single exon. Bases 1 to 738 code for a protein of 245 amino acids. The record is from RefSeq and is a predicted model, not a curated record. NCBI's taxonomy places the organism in Eukaryota, Fungi, Ascomycota, Leotiomycetes, Helotiales, Sclerotiniaceae.